This is a messenger RNA of Plasmodium relictum, 2511 nucleotides long. Its product is annotated as GTPase-activating protein, putative. The transcript has 6 exons. NCBI's taxonomy places the organism in Eukaryota, Apicomplexa, Aconoidasida, Haemosporida, Plasmodiidae. The record is from RefSeq and is a predicted model, not a curated record. The coding region runs from base 1 to 2511 and encodes 836 amino acids.
AUGGAUUUAAAUGACAAGAAAGAAUACAAGGCAAAUGCCAAUGAAAAUGAGGAUAUUAGCAAAGAAAAUGGAAAAAUACCUUUUAAUUACAAAAAUGAUACAUUACAUAAAGAGUUAGGAGAUGUACGAAGAUUUUCAGGAGGAAACCUUUUUAAUAAUGAUAAAAUUCAGAGUGAUGAAUUGCUUUAUAAAAAUAUUAAACCAAAUUUAGAACAAAAAUUUCAAUGUAGUGUUUUAGAUGAAAAUAAAGAAAAAAACAGUUUAUCUGAUAUAAUGAAGAGUAGAAAUUAUGAUUGUACAAAAAGUAAUAGUUUAUCUGAUGUAAUAAAAAAAAAUAUUAUAUCUGAUGAUCAAAAAGAUACAUAUUUCUCAGAUGAUUUAAAAAGUAAAAAAUCACUUUUUUAUGCUGUAGAAAAAAAAAAGGAAAUUUCAUUGAAUAAAAUAUAUAGUGAAAACAAUUUAUCACAAAAUAACUUAAUUAAAAAUGGCUUUAGGGAAUAUUUUGUAAAUAAGGAAAACAUAAAAUCAAGUAAUAUUGUUCCAGGAAAUGUUUAUGAAUAUAAUCACAAUGUUAUAUAUCAUGAAUUAUACGUUGAACUGUUGCAUGUAAAUAAAAAUCUCCAAAAUGAAAUAAAAACAUUAAAAAAAAUAAUCGAAAUGCAAAAGAUUUUAAUUAAAAGUAAAGAAAUAAUUGUUGAUAAUAUAGAUGAAAAAAAAAAAAUCAAUAAUAAAAAAUAUGUUAAUAAUAAUUAUUUUUUAAACUUUUUUAAUAAAAAGAAAAAAAAAAAUAAAGAUUUUCCUAUGCACAAAGAACAGUCUGAAAAAUGCCUAAAUAAAAAUUUAUUUUUGGAAUGUGAAAAGAUAUAUAAUGAUGAAGAUAAUUUUAAAACAAAUUUAGACAAAAUAAAUGAAAAAAUGGAAAAUAAAAAAAAUAAAUACAUAAAAUUGCCAUUAAGUGAAAAUGAACAUUCAGAAUAUUCUAAUAAAAAUAGUCCUACUAAUGUGGAUAAUUUAUUUUUAAAUAAAAAAGAGGAACUUGAUAAAUAUAAAAGAGAAAGUAAUAUAUCAAGUGAAAUUGAUGAAAAAUAUUUGAAAUAUGAAAGUGAAAAUAAGAAAGAGGAAGAAAGCGAUAACAAUUGUAAAAAUCAAGAAAUCAGUACUCUUAUUUAUUGGUAUGAAGAAAUAUUACCUAUGAUAAAAAAUGAGAAAAAAAAAAAAUUGUUAAUUAGUCUUAUGAUUGAUAAUUGUAUGCCAAAAAAAAUAAAAGAGUGUUUUUGGGAAAUGAGUAUUAGCAAUAGACUAAAAUUGACAGAAUAUUUUGUUCAAAUAUUAAUUAAAAAUACUACUUUUAUGCAAUCCUACGUAUAUACUAAUAAUAGACAGUAUCACAAUCAUGUUUCAAGAUAUUUCAAGUCUUUAAGUAUUUUACGAAAUAACAAUUUAAAUUUAAAUAUUGAAGACACAGAACUAAGUCUUAACUGCAAUACUGAAAAAAAUACAAAAGUUUUUAUUGAUGACAAAAAUAAUUCAUUAAUCUAUGAAAAUAAUAAUAAUAAUAUUGAAAUUGAGGAUGAGAAUAGCAAUAAUAAUAAUAUAAACAAUAGGGGGAAUAAUAAAAUUGAAAUUAAUUCUUAUGAAAGUAAUACCGAUGAUAAUAAUAACGAAAAAAAUAAUAUUAAAAAUGAUAAUAAUAAUAAUAAUAAUAAUGAGAAUAAUAAUAACAGAAACAACAAUAAAGAUAUAUCUAAUUCUAAUAUAAGAUUAUUUCAAAGUCUUUCUGUUGAAAAAUUUUUUUAUCAAAUAUUAAUCGAUUUAGAUAGAACAACUUACAUAAUAAAAAAAAAUCAGGAAUAUUUUAAAAAAUAUAAUAUUACUAUAUAUAAUUUUAUACUUACUGUUAACUUAUCAGAUAUGAAAAAAAAAUUAAAUACAUUAUUACAGAUGUACGUACUUUUCAAACCAGAAUUAGGUUAUGUUCAGGGAAUGUCAUACAUUGCACUAGUCUUUUUGUUAUAUUGUGAUUUGGAAACAGCUUUUGUACAUUUUGCAAAUUUCAUGGAUAAAAAAGAUAUUUAUAAUUUAUAUAGUUUUAAUAAGGAAGAAAUAAAAGUUUAUAUUUAUACUAUAAGGGAAAUUUUAUUAAAAAGAAAUAUAGAAAUAUAUAAAGAAAUUAUUAAACAUUAUAAUAUAGAUAAUAUUUUUAUUCAAUGGAUUUUCACUAUUUUUUUUAUAUGCUUACCUUUUCACAUAUUUAUACGUUUAUUUGAUAUAUAUACGUUAUAUGACAAAAUAAUAUAUGAGAUAAUUAUAUGUAUAUUCACUUACCUUGAUAAAUUCUGCCAUUUUGAAAAUGUUGAUGUUGUUGUAAAAAAUCUGUCUACCUUUUCUUUUAAUAUAAAUAUUCAGGAAGAUAGGUUUUGGGAUUUGUUAAAAACAAUAAAAAUUAAGAAAAGUAAAAUUCUGUAUUAUAGAAAGAAAUACUUUGAUAAAAUUAACAAUGAGAAACUUUAG